AACUACGUAACACCUAGCUGCACCUGUUAAGAACUUGAAAAUCUUAUUGCCAAAUGGAAAUGCUGCCACCCCUGAUUCUGCCUUCUCACUCUCGUUUGCCCUUACUUUCUUCCCUUUGAACUCAGCUCCCUUCUGUUUACUGCAAUGCCUUCCAAUGGUCAUUAUUCUCACUUCUGUCUCUCACUUCUGUCUCUCUUACAAAACUAAUUAACGUGUAAAAAAGAGUCCGGAAACACAGUCUGUGGGCCUCCUACAUAAGCGGGUUCCUUAAAAUGCAAAGCUUACACCUUCGCAUUUGAGCAUUUUGUCCCUUCUUUCAUGUUCUACUCUGGACAUCAGCAACGAUGAGAAAUUGGGUUCUUUUGGCUCUCAUUUUCGCGGUUCUUUUCGGUGGAUUUUCUUCAGCCUCAGCCACACAUCCUGCGAAAAUUGUAAGUGUUGUCGUCUCCAAUGUGAUCUCUGCACUCGUCAAGUGGCUAUGGUCACAGAAGUUCAUCAACAAGACAGGUGCAGGGGUUUCUAAUCGUCCCAUGAUGAAAUUUGAGAGUGGAUAUACGGUGGAGACGGUAUUCGAUGGAAGUAAACUUGGAAUUGAGCCAUACUCAGUUGAGGCGUCUCCAAGUGGGGAGCUUCUGCUUUUGGAUUCUGAAAACAGUAAUAUCUACAAGAUUUCAACCCCACUGUCUCGUUAUGGCAGGCCCAAGCUGGUUGCUGGAUCUUCUGAAGGUUAUUCUGGGCACAUAGAUGGGAAGCCAAGAGAGGCAAGAAUGAACCACCCAAAAGGGCUUACUGUGGAUGACAGAGGAAACAUUUACAUUGCUGAUACAAAGAAUAUGGCAAUCAGGAAGAUCACUGAUUCAGGGGUUACAACCAUUGCUGGUGGAACAUGGGGCCGAGGAGCUGGUCACGUUGAUGGUCCAAGUGAAGAUGCGAAGUUUUCAAACGAUUUUGAUCUUGUUUAUAUUGGAGCAAGCUGCUCACUUUUGGUUAUAGACAGAGGAAACCAGGCAAUUCGAGAGAUUCAACUAAAUGAUGAUGAUUGUUCUUCCCAGUAUGAUACCAGUUUCCAUUUAGGGAUAGCAGUGCUUGUUGCUGCAGGACUUUUGGGUUACAUGCUGGCAUUGAUGCUGCGAAGGUUGCGAGCAAUGUUUUCUUCCAAAGAUGAUUCAAGAUCUCCCAUAAAGAAAGUUUCACCAGUGGCAUCGUAUCAGAGGCCUCCUGAAUCAGUCAGGCCCCCCUUGAUCCCACCUGAAGAUGAACCCGAGAGACCAGAAGAGGGAUUCUUUGGUUCAAUGGGGAAGCUUGUCCUCAACACUGGCUCAUCCGUAGCUGAGAUAUUUGGGGCAUUAUUUUCAGGCUCAAGAAGAAAGCCCCUCCUCUACCAUCAACACUACCAACAACUGAAUGAACAUUCAAGGGCAUGGCCCAUGCAAGAGAGCUUUGUGAUACCAGAUGAGGAUGGGCCACCAUCAUUAGAAACUAUACCACUUACACCGAAAAAGGCCUACCCUUUUAUGACCAAGGAUCUGGAGACGAGCCACCAUACCAAGCAAAGUCAAGCUUACCAUAAUGGAUGGGAUGGUGAUUACCGCCAACAACUGCUUUACAGGCAGGAUCAGCAACAACAGCAUCACAUGCAGCAUCAGCAACAUGAACAGCAUCAGCAACAAGAGCAGCAUAGGCAGCAUCAGCAACAUCACAGGUAUUUCUCCCCAAGCCCACAAACUUACCCUGAAAAGAGAUGCAAAACGAAUGAGAUAGUCUUUGGGGCAGUUCAACAGGAUGGACAGCCAGGGGCGGUAGUUAUAAAGGCUGUUGACUGUGGAGAUCCCAUGUAUAAUCACCGUAAUAUUCGACCCCGACUCAAUUAUACAAGUUACCAUCAUUGAUAUCCAUUAUCACUGCUACAUGUUAGCAAAAGGGAUCAUUGUAAACUUUGCAAUGAUAAUAUAUAUAUAUAUAUAUAUAUGAUUGAUGGACAUCAAGAUGAACCUAGUUUUAAAGAUCAUUUGCAAGUUCUAGAUAAGCCAAUUACAAGGUCAAGAGCCAAGAAGAUCAACGAGGCAAUACAAAUUGGUCGUGGUUGAGUUUUUAAACUGAUUUUGGAUUCAAGGAAUUCCAUUCACAUGGGUUCAUAUCAAUGAUGUAGGAGGUAUUCCUGCUAGCUGCUGCUUGUUUUUCAUUUUCAUUUACUCAGGUGUAAUGUACUAAUGUUAGGUCUCCAAAGUAUCAUAUUAAUUUUCUAUUGGCUUGACUUUGACUUUCUUAA
Molecule: messenger RNA, 2269 nt
Organism: Juglans regia (Persian walnut)
Lineage: Eukaryota; Viridiplantae; Streptophyta; Magnoliopsida; Fagales; Juglandaceae
Exons: 7
Coding region: 345-1889 (514 amino acids)
Molecular function (GO): protein binding
Source: RefSeq, a predicted model, not a curated record